This is a messenger RNA of Parnassius mnemosyne (clouded apollo), 1530 nucleotides long. The record is from the annotation of a GenBank genome assembly. NCBI's taxonomy places the organism in Eukaryota, Metazoa, Arthropoda, Insecta, Lepidoptera, Papilionidae.
AUGUCCCCAACACAAGAAUAUAUCAGUGAUGAUCAAGACUAUACAAUGGAACUAACUGAAAGUGUUCCUCUUAAAGAGAAUAUUGAAGAAACCAAACCUGAGGAGAAAAAGACAGUUAAAGCGACGCUUUUACAUAUCUUCAGAAAUGUGACCGUAGAACCAACAAUGUUUUUUUUUGUGGUAUCGCUUCUUUUAACUACGUUGACGUCACAGAACUUGAGUCUUGAAAAAGCCUGUCGCGUCAAUCUUAACAUUACAACAGAUAUAUGUAAUGCUCUACGUGCGCAAGAUAUAGAAAGCCGAAAUGAAUAUGAAAGAAACACACAGAAAUUAGUUACAGCUUCGAUGGCUUGGAAAACAUACUUGACUGCAACUUUUCCUUGUGUUUUUGCUCUUUUUGUUGGGUCAUGGUCAGAUAGAACAGGGCGGAGAAAAAUUUUCAUUCUCAUACCAAUUGCAGGACAGAUUCUUGUUUGCAUUAACGGCAUGUUAAAUACGUAUUUCUUCUAUGAACUCCGUCUGGAAUAUUUUGUGUUAACUGAAGGAAUUUUAGAAGGAUUUUCCGGUAGUUGGUGUGUUUGUUUUAUGGUGAUCUUUACAUAUAUCACUGCUAUCACAACAAUCAAAAAUAGAACGUUUCGCAUGGGAUUAAUAAAUUUCAGCUUAACAGCAGGAUUUCCAGUAGGAAUGGGUAUUAGUGGAAUAUUACUCAAAACUUAUGGAUAUUAUGUUUGUUAUGGAUUGGCAUGUGGUAUACAUGCUGCUAACUUUACGUACAAUCUAUUCUUUAUAAAAGAUACUACAAAAACCAAGGAUCAGACAGAGGUAGGCGGCCAGGGCUUCCUUUGCUUUUUACGUGCAUUUUUCGAUCUUACAAACAUAAAGGAAAUAUUUGCAACUAUAUUAAAACAUGGUCCUAAUAAUAGAAGAGCGCGAAUUAUCGUCUUGCUAGUUGUGGUCGCUAUAUUGUUUGGUCCAAUGCAUGGUGAAAUAUCAGUUUUAUACAUAUCCACUAGAUACAGAUUCAACUGGGACGAAGUCAAAUUCAGUAUUUUUCAAACUUAUAAUUUUGUGACACAUACAAUAGGUGCUCUAUUUUCGAUACUCUUUUUUAGUAAAUAUUUAGGCUGGCACGAUGCGCUGCUUGGAAUUAUUUCUACUGUGAGCAAAAUUUUAGGAUCUUUUGCAUAUUGCUUUGCACGCAGCCAAUGGGUAUUUUUUCUCGCACCUCUGUUUGAAAUUUUGAACGGGACAUCACUGUUGGCUUUGAGAUCAAUACUUUCAAAACUGGUAGCAGCCGAUGAGUUUGGUAAAGUGAACUCGUUAUUCGCCUUAACUGAAAAUCUCAUGCCUCUCCUCUAUAUUCCGAUGUAUACAAAAAUGUACACUGCAACAAUGGAAGGACUGCCGGGAGCAGUAUUCCUGUUGGGAGCUGCCAUGACUCUACCAGCUGUUUGUGCAUUCAUCUGGUUUUUCUAUGACUACAGAAAAAAUUUAAAAAGAUCGAUCGAACGAAAUAAUGUCGACUAA